AUGGCGACACUGAAAACCUUAGCUCUCCCUGAUCUCCCGUACCCCUACGAUGCUCUUGAGCCGUACAUCAGCAGCGAGAUCAUGCUUCUUCAUCACCAGAAGCACCACAAAGCCUAUGUAACAAACUACAACAACUCUCUCGAGCUUCUCCACCAAGCCAUCGGAAACGGCGACUCGUCCACCGUAGUUAAGUUGCAGAGCUCGAUCAAGUUCAACGGAGGAGGCCACAUCAACCACUCAAUUUUCUGGAAGAAUCUAGCACCAGUAACCCAAGGAGGCGGCGUCCCUCCACAUGGACCGCUCGCUGCCGCUAUCGACAGAGAAUUCGGGUCUUUGGAGAAGUUGAUGCAGAAGAUGAACAAAGAAGGCGGCGCCGUCGACGGAUCUGGAUGGGUGUGGCUGGGGUUGGAGAAGGAACGGAACAAGCUGGUGGUGGAGACGACGAUGAACCAGGAUCCGUUGGUGACAAAAGGACCAACGCUGGUUCCUUUGGUGGGCAUUGAUGUGUGGGAGCAUGCUUACUAUUUGCAGUACAAGAAUGCGAGGCCGGAGUAUAUGAACAACAUAUGGAAUGUUGUGAACUGGAAAUAUGCGAGUCAAGUGUACGAGAAAGAAUGUGGUUCAGCUUGA
Mercurialis annua (annual mercury) is the source of this 630-nucleotide messenger RNA. Its product is annotated as superoxide dismutase [Mn], mitochondrial-like. NCBI's taxonomy places the organism in Eukaryota, Viridiplantae, Streptophyta, Magnoliopsida, Malpighiales, Euphorbiaceae. Gene Ontology annotation, molecular function: metal ion binding; superoxide dismutase activity. The coding region runs from base 1 to 630 and encodes 209 amino acids. The record is from RefSeq and is a predicted model, not a curated record. Gene Ontology annotation, cellular component: mitochondrion. Gene Ontology annotation, biological process: superoxide metabolic process. The transcript has a single exon.